This is a messenger RNA of Zeugodacus cucurbitae (melon fly), 3450 nucleotides long. RefSeq lists its product as uncharacterized. Lineage: Eukaryota; Metazoa; Arthropoda; Insecta; Diptera; Tephritidae. The coding region runs from base 669 to 2987 and encodes 772 amino acids. Gene Ontology annotation, molecular function: guanyl-nucleotide exchange factor activity. Gene Ontology annotation, cellular component: cytoplasm. The transcript is spliced from 7 exons. Gene Ontology annotation, biological process: axon guidance. The record is from RefSeq and is a predicted model, not a curated record.
AAUACCAGUGCUUAUAUAAACAUUAUUUAUUAUAUAUAUGUAUUAUAUGCAUAAUCGUAUUGUGUGAGAAAAAUAAUUACUCAUCUGUGGCGGCGGUUACAUUGGCCGUGACAAAUAUAUUAGCAAGGUCUGAAAGUGUGAAAAUGUGAAAAUUCUAUUCGUGCAGUGAACAAAAGCCAAAUGUGUGAUAAGUUUGUGGAAUUAACGAAAUUGAUGUGGAAACAAUAACAACAAUAAUAAUAUAAAAACAAUAACCACAAUGAAAACAACGUAAAACAAGUGUUUUGACAAAUCCACAAUAAUUUCUCUAUUUUUAGCAGCAACAUUUGAAAGAAGAGAGAGACAUAAACAAAACGCUGACAAAAGCGAAAUUCAUGAAAUCGAAAUACAGUGAAAAUAAAAACAAAUUGAAGCUGAGCAAAAUUUUUGUCAAUAAGAGUAUAGUGUAAUUAACAAAUUAUUAAUAAAUAUUGAAAGAGCAAAGAGAGAGAGAAAGAGAGUAAAAGAGAGUGAGAGCUCUAGUGAUCAAAGUUCUACAGUGUGUGCAAAGCGAGUUCCCCACUGAUACUGAGUGUGGGUGGCCGCGUCAAACCCAAGAUAAGCGCGCUUGCUCAAACGACUAUUCGCGUAUUACGAGCAGACAUUCAAACGCACACACACACACACCAAUGGCUGACGAGAGCGCCUUCGACAGUCCGCGUCCGUUUCGACGCGAGCGCAAUUUAAGUAAUCGCAAUUUUGCCAAACGUCGUUCCGGUCGACGCAUCAGCGUCGAGAGUCACAGCUCGGUGGAGUCGUUUAAUCUAAGUGCAGCCGAGAGUGUAAACAACGCGAGCUCAGCAAGUUCAGCGCAUGAGAACAAUUCCAGCGCUGGCGGCAAUGACAGUCACAAUCACAGUACGUCGAGUAGCAGUGGCAGUAGCGGUUCACAUUCGUUUAGCGUCGCUAGUAGUCAACUGGAUUAUUCCUACUCGGUUCAAUCGGAUACGGAAAGUGCAUUUUAUCGUGCCUCUACGCGUAGAAUGGUGCCACCACCGUUACCCAUAACUGGGCCGCCGCUAGAUAAUGACGAGCCUACAACAACAACAACAAAUGGUGACGAUGGUCAACCACAAACGCCCGAUCCCGCCUUGUUGGGUGUGCGACAGAAAGUUAAUCGUUUCGAAACAUUGACUGCCGAACAGCGCAUACUCUUUAAGACGGGACGUCAUCAGUUGCGCCAGCAAAAUCAACAAAAUAAUACGCACACACGCGCAACAACAACAACUGGUGUGGGUGGCUUUUCAGCCGCGUCGCCUGGUUUAUGGCGUGUUUUUCCGCCCGCUACGCGCCGUUCCACACCCGAAACGGAUAGUUCGGUGGCCAGUCGUCAGUCGGCGGCCAGCUCAUUUCACACCUCCAUCGAUGAGGAACGUUCCGUGGAUGAUGUGGAUGAAAUCUCCGAUUAUGCUGAGGAUGCGCAGUCGCACGCGGCUGCUGUUGCUGAGGCAGAGUAUGUUUUGCCAGAAGAAGCGCAUGAAUUGCGCGAAGACGCGGUGCCAUCACCAGUGCCUGGCUAUAUGCCACCAACGGAGCAUGAACAAGCGUUAUCGGCGAGCGUUGCGGAAUUGAAUUUCGAUGAUUUCGGUAAGGUGGAGAAGGUGCGUCGCGCUGUUAGCGAUGAUUAUGCACGCACAAUGCCGAAGGCUCGUGCGAAGAAGCUGGUUGCGGAAGUUGAAUGUAGCGGACAGAUCGCAUCGAAAGAUUUCCCAAGAAAUUAUCGCUCAGUGCCUCGUCCCAAGACUGAAAUUAUUGGUACCAAAAAUCAUGCGGUUGUUGACAAAUGUAAAUCGCUCUACCAACCAAGCGAGCACGAGGAGGAAACUGAGGCUGAGUUGCGCGAUAAGAGCUCACAACACAUCAAACCCAUACUCGAGGAGCUGAUAAAAACAGAGGAAACAUAUGUGGAGAAUUUGCGACUCGGCUUGGAGAAUUAUGGCAAUAUAUUUGCGCGCAAAGAUUUACCCAUCGGUUUGCGCGGCAAGAAAUAUGUCUUGCUUGGUAAUAUCGGACAGAUCUAUGAAUUUCAUGCGGAGGAAUUUUUACCAAUGCUGCAUGCAUAUAGAAGGGAUCUGAAGCGGUUAUUCGAUGAAUUUCAGCAUUAUAUUAAUAACAAUUCCUUCUACUGCUAUGUCAUAUUCACAAUGAACAAGCAACGUUCGCUCAAAUUAUGUGAUACAUUUAAGAAUUAUUUUAAGCGGAUACAAAACGAAUUGGAUGAUAAGUUGGGUAUAAAUAGUUUCCUGGUACAGCCUAUACAACGCAUGGCGCGAUAUCCGCUGCUGCUGCAACAAUUUAUCACGACUCUCUUCAAGCAUCCCGACUUCGAGGUCAAACCUUUGCUUGAGUCAUGCUGCCGUCUCGAGAAGAAAAUGCGCACAUUGUUGACCACAACUAAUGAAUCUGAAGUGAUUAACGACAUUGUCGAGUGUAAUGAGUUCAACGUAUUCCAUCAGGGUAAAUUCCGCAAAGUAAGCGACUUUUCGAUCAUUGAUCACACACUCCGACGCACCUAUCGCGGCAAGGUCUUCAUAUUCGACAAGUGCAUAAUCUACACAGAGAUUAAGGGCAAGCACUUGAUCUUCAACGGUCGCUAUCCGUGCGAACAUAUCGGUAUCCUGGCGAAAACGAAGAACUUCACCCUAUUCUAUGAGCGUCGUAAGCAGCAAGAGUGCGAUUUCCACGCUGAACCGCCAGUGAUCGAAGCCUGGCUGGAGCUGAUACGGGAAAUGGUUAGCUCGUUUGCGGCAGAGGAGCGUCAAAAGCUGCAAGAUCGUUAUGCACGCGAAGGCGAACAACAAUACCGUAAACCGGUAAGCUUGACGCUGUUUCGCGAUUCGAAUCGUUUUAGUUCGGACAGUGGUAUAGGCAAUAUAUGGGUACUGCCGAAACCGGAGCCAGAAUCGGAUGCGUCAAGCAAUCGCACCACGUGGUAUGCAGUUAAUUGAACGGUGUGCUGUGCUUAAAUGUAUGGAAUAUGAAUAUAUUAAAGAGAUAUUCUUCCACUUGUGCCUAACGAAGUGUUUGCUAGUUGCAAUUUUCGGACCAAUAGCGCCAGUCUAAAUUCAAGUGGAAAUUCAAAAAGUGACGAAUGCAGCGCAAUGUGCUUUUACUGCGUUUAGUACUGGAGCUUUUAUGGCUUUAGUGUGGCCAUAUUUUUAUUAAUUUUAAUAUGUAAGCAAUGCAAAUGGUUACACACUCCAAUUUAUUCGAAACAAAAUAUUUUAAAAUUGCUUAUAAUUAGAAAAAAAUAUAACAAAUUAUUGUUUAGGACUUAUGUAACUUAAAUAGAUACAUAUGUACAUAUAUAUGAAAUAGUCUAUGCUCUAAUGUACAUAAUUAAACACAUUGGCUGUAAAUUUAUAUACAAUUAAAAAAGUCUAGUGAUUUUAGUCCAAAACAAAAACAAAA